GUGCAUCCACUGAAAGAUGGAGGCCAUUCAGGUAUAAACUCUUCCCAUUCCUAGCUUGGACUUCGAUUAUGACACUCUUUUUAGCUCUUUCUAUAGUGUUUGCAGAUUUUAAGUGGACUGCACAAAUUGUUUUCUCUGUAUUUACAAUAGAAUUGUUAUGUGUGUUCGUACUCUUUUUUUAUUUACUGUUUACAAGUGAGAUAGCACAGGAUCUUGAAGUGUUUAAUGAAGAAUAUGAAAAAAGGAUAUUUAAACUACUAACAGCAGCUUCUAAUGGUAAUUUGACUGAAAUGCAAAGAUUGAGGAAUGAACAGUGUAUAGAUAUGGAAGAUGUGGAUUAUGACAGUCGUUCUGCACUUCAUUUAGCAGCAUGUUCAAAUCAGACUAAAGCUGUGGAUUUUAUUGUAAAACAUCACCUAUGUUUCCCAGAAGCAACAGAUAGAUGGAACCGAUCGGCUGAGGAUGAUGUUAAGUGGCACCAGAAAAACAAAAAGUAUCAUCAUGACACUGACAGUUAUAAGGAAAUCUUGGAAAAAUUAAAGAACUAUAAAGAACAAUACCAAUCAAAAAGGAAAGAGAAGACACAUUUUAGAGAAAAUAAAGCUAUGGAACUGAUUAAAGCAGCUGAAAAGGGAGAUCUACAUACAAUUAAACGAUUGUUUAAACUUGGAACUGAUGUGAACCUGCCUAAUUCUGCUGGGAGGACAGCAUUACAUGCUGCUGCAGAGAAUGGAAUGAAACACAUAGUAGAUUUUUUAAUAGACACAUGUGAAGUGUCACCAUUUGUAAGAUGGAGCAAUAAAAGACCCAUUGAGAUCUUAAAAGUUGAUGAGAAUGAAGUAACACAGCAAAUAUCUGAAAAGUUACAACGCUAUAUGGAUGACUUGAGAGAAGAAAAAGUUGCUGGAAAGGAGGCCCUGCCAACAGAAGAUGUUCAGAUUGUUCGGCUUCUAAACUGUGCGUCAAAAGGAUAUCAAAAGGAUGAGACACUUCAAGGAGUGUGGUUACAAAAUGGAUGCUUGUGAUUAUGACAAACGUACAGCACUCCAUAUUGCAGUCAGUGAUAAUCAGGAACAUAUUGUUAAAUUCCUGUUAGGAGAAUGUAACCAACAAGGGAUUGCUAAGAAUGGGGGAGACAGAUGGAAUAUAACUCCUUGGGAAGCUGCAAAAAGUUCUGCUAUGGAUGUUGUAUAUAAUGAAUUUUUGAAUCAUUGUCCAGAGUUAAUGGACACAGAGAAUGAUGAUUAUAGGACCUGUAGAUUGAUAUAUGCUGCAGCAACUAAUGACAUUUCCACCCUACAAAG
Messenger RNA from Mytilus trossulus (common blue mussel), 1304 nucleotides. Its product is annotated as putative ankyrin repeat protein RF_0381. Gene Ontology annotation, molecular function: glutaminase activity; protein binding. Bases 69 to 1025 code for a protein of 318 amino acids. The transcript has 13 exons. Lineage: Eukaryota; Metazoa; Mollusca; Bivalvia; Mytilida; Mytilidae. Gene Ontology annotation, biological process: L-glutamine catabolic process. The record is from RefSeq and is a predicted model, not a curated record.